This is a messenger RNA of Colossoma macropomum (tambaqui), 1876 nucleotides long. RefSeq names its product mitochondrial translational release factor 1 (gene mtrf1). Gene Ontology annotation, molecular function: translation release factor activity. The record is from RefSeq and is a predicted model, not a curated record. Bases 339 to 1676 code for a protein of 445 amino acids. Lineage: Eukaryota; Metazoa; Chordata; Actinopteri; Characiformes; Serrasalmidae. Gene Ontology annotation, biological process: translational termination. The transcript is spliced from 9 exons.
CUUAACUACUUCCUAUUGACCUUGCCCAUCAAAAAUCCUCCAUGUGCACCGUUUUCCUCUCAAGUGUAACUACACAUUUAUUUCAUGACGUCGCUGGACUAUUACACCUUUUGUUACGGUAACUUCUAACUGGGUUGUUUUUUAUUCUGUUUAUAUAACGUUAUUCGCCAAAACCAGCUAACUGCUAGUUAAGCCUUUGACUGCUGCUACGACUGGUUCGGUUUGUGCUAGUGAGGUGUUUAAUGUCGUGGUGUUUCAGGUCUGUGCGGGGACUUUUUUAGUUGUUAGUUUGUAAUUUCACAUGGACUGGAGACGAGCCCUCUAGAAAAAGAGGUGUCAUGAGUGCACACAGAUGGACACGUUUGUGUGUGCUAAGCUUUCCUUCAAACAACGUUACAGCCUGUUCAACCACUUUGGCACCAUUUGCUCGAAAACGAGUUUCAAAAAUUCGACCGUUGAUAUGCAGCGGUGGCGACCUGGCACGAAGAUACUGCUACAAAGGCUAUAAAGGAGAGGACCUGCUGAGAAAUGAGGCAGUCCAAAGACACCUGCAGCGGCUGCUGGGCGAAUACAGAUCUGUUUCGAGUAGUUUACAGAGUGAAGCUGUGAGCGACUCUCAAAGAAGGAUUUUAAACCGAAGACUGGUCGAGCUGUCGUCUGUGGCAGACACAUUUCAGAGCUGUGAGAGUGCACUUAAGGAGCUGGCAGAGGUGGAGGCUCAUCUGCAGAGUACCACAAAUGGAGAAACUGAAGACAGACAGAUGGUGGAGCUCUUAAGAGACGAACAACAUGAAAUUGAGAAAAGAAUAAAGAAGUUAAAUAGAAAAUUGAUACAGACACUGGUGCCAAGUGAUGCGCAAGAUGACAGUAGUGUAAUUCUAGAGGUUGCAGCAGGGAGAACUACUGGAGGGGACAUAUGUCAGCAGUUCACGCGGGAGAUAUUUGAUAUGUACCAGAGCUUUGCCAGCUAUAAAGAUUGGGACUUUGAGGUGUUCAGUUAUGCUUCAUCUGAUUAUGGAGGUCUUCACCAUGCAGCAGUGAGGAUUAUAGGAGAGAAUGUGUAUCGCUGGUUGAAGUUUGAGGGUGGAACGCACAGGGUCCAAAGGAUCCCUGAGGUGGGACUGUCAUCCCGCAUGCAGCGUAUCCAUACUGGAACCAUGACUGUUAUAGUUCUGCCCGAUCCUAGUGAUGUGGACAUAGCCAUCGAUCCUAAAGACCUGCGAAUAGACACAUUUAGAUCAAGAGGAGCUGGUGGACAAAGUGUCAACACUACAGACAGUGCUGUCAGAAUAGUUCACCUCCCCACAGGCACUAUAGCAGAAUGCCAACAGUCCCGCUCUCAGCUACAGAAUCGUGACACAGCAAUGCGUAUCCUCAAAGCACGGCUGUACCAAAACAACUUGGGCCGGCAGGUGGAGGAGAGACACACGGCACGUAAACAGCAGGUGGGAACUCGAUCCCAGUCGGAAAGAAUACGGACUUAUCACUUCAGCCAGGACAGGGUGACAGACCACCGGAUUGGCUAUGUUACCCGUGACAUAAAGGAGUUUAUGAGUGGUGGUGAGCUGCUGGAGGAGCUGAUAUCGGAGCUGCAGGACCAUGCAGAGACAGAGGCCCUUCUGGAGUUGGUGAAGAACACCACAGAGUCAGAUCAUGCUGAUGGUGGUCAUGCAUAGUCACAAGCUACUGUUUUUGUCCUGACUCUUUGGCACUGUGACUGAUAUCUCACCUGGGUCUCCCGCUCAGAGGCUGAGAACUGUAGCAAAGUGCAAGUCUGUCAAAACACCCAAUUAUCUGUAAGAGUAAGCAAGUCUGUUUUUGUCCAUAAAAUGUAUAAGAUUUGAUGGUGUAAGUUGAAUAAACAACUGAAAACAUA